GCCCGCUCGCAGACGGCUGCGGGCCGCGGUGUGCCCGGCAUGUCCCCUCAGUGCGCGCAGGCGGCGGGCAUUGGGCCCGCGCGCAGCCUGGAGCGGACCAACCGCACCCGCUUCCCGUUCUUCUCCGAUGUCAAGGGCGACCACCGGUUGGUCCUGAGCGCCGUGGAGACUGUGGUGCUGGCACUCAUCUUCGCGGUGUCGCUGCUGGGCAACGUGUGCGCCUUGGUGCUGGUAGCGCGCCGACGGCGCCGCGGCACCACAGCCAGCCUGGUGCUCAACCUUUUCUGCGCGGACCUGCUCUUCACCAGCGCCAUCCCGCCCGUGCUGGCCGUGCGCUGGACAGAGGCCUGGGUGCUGGGCCCGGGUGCCUGCCACCUGCUCUUCUACGUGAUGACCCUGAGCGGCAGCGUCACCAUCCUGACGCUGGCGGCAGUCAGCUUGGAGCGCAUGGUGUGCAUCGUGCGCCUGCGGCGCGGCGUGCGGGGCCCGGGGCGGCGGGCGCGGGCCGCGCUGCUCGCGCUUAUCUGGGGCUACUCGGCAUUCGCCGCGCUGCCCCUCUGCAUCUUCUUCCGCGUCGUCCAGCAGCGGUUCUCCGGCGCCGACGAGGAAAUUCCGAUUUGCACACUGGUUUGGCCCAGCAUUGCCGGAGAAAUCUCCUGGGAUGUGUCAUUUGUUACUUUGAACUUCUUGGUACCAGGACUGCUUAUUGUGAUCAGUUACUCCAAAAUUUUACAGAUCACGAAGGCGUCAAGGAGAAGGCUCACGACGACCCUGGCUUCCUCGGAGAGCCACCAGCUCCGUGUGUCCCAGCAGGACGUCCGGCUCUUCCGCACCCUGUUCCUGCUCAUGAUCUCCUUCUUCGUCAUGUGGAGCCCCAUCAUCGUCACCAUCCUCCUCAUUCUGAUCCAGAACUUCGAGCAAAACCUGGUCAUCUGGCCGUCCCUCUUCUUCUGGGUGGUGGCCUUCACCUUUGCCAACUCGGCCGUCAACCCCAUUCUCUACAACAUGUCACUGUUUAGGAACGAAUGGAGGAAAUUUUUUCACUGCUUCUUCUUCUCAGAAAAGGGAGCCAUGUUUACAGACACAUCUGUCAGAAGAAAUGAUCUGUCUGUUAUUUCCAGCUAGUUAGUUUUUCUCUGUAGGCGUCUAUUUGUCACUCUCUGGCAAGCCAUGGUGUGUUUUCAAAGGGAGUUCAUUUCCAGGACGGUCGCACCAGGGUACCUGCUUUAAGAAAAUGUAACCUAUGCAAAUGUACAUUUACAGCACCAGUACAUUGAGGGGUGAUCAUUCAGUAUAACAAUUCUAUCCUUUAUAAAAGUAUUUGCUGUGGGUUCCUUUUCAAUAUGAACUUUUUCAGUGCGUAGUAUGAUUAAGUUUAAUAAUUUUUAUUUGUAACUGUUCAGCAGUCUCAUCUCCUACACGUAAAGCCACGCCUUGCCGGUUUCCUGAAGUGAGUCUUGGAACAGGUCCAGGACCCAGAAUUUUCCUCUGAAGAGUCAUGGCCACUCUAGCUCCCCACCCUGGAUUUGCAAGGCUGCAGGAUCAUUCAUUAACGUCAAGAGCGCUUGAGGAAUUUCCAAGGAACAAGGAUUUAAUUUCCAAGGAAUUAAAGGUGACUUUAUUUUUCAUUUAUAAAGGGAUGCCAUGGACCCCUUUAGGAGAAGCUUUGUCGUGAAGUCAGAGAGGAGGUCGGAUGACUGCAAACAUUUGACAGUGAGAACAGGAGUGAUUCCCUUCGUUGACCCACCUGUCAGAUGCCUCUUAAGCACAUGCUGUGGCCGGUGUUGUUGGUGGUGGGAAUACAGCAGUGAACCAGACAGCCAUGGCCCCUGCCCUCUCACGGAGCUUACUUAUCUUCUAGGUGGGGGCAGUGAAAAACCAAACAUAAGUCAGUAGACAAUAUAGUGUUAUGGAGUGAAUUAGCGUCGUGAAGAAAAUGGGACAGUGAUGGCAACUUAGAUGCGGUGUUGAGGGGUCUGCGAAGACCGUUCUAAGGGGUAUAUUUGAGCCAAAAGGUAAACCACAAGAAGGAACCAGCCAUGUGAAUCCAAGGGAGUGGGGCUUUGCAGAUGGAGCAGACGCUGGUGCUGGUGCAAAGAGGCUUGUGUACUUGUGGGAAAGAA
Lagenorhynchus albirostris (white-beaked dolphin) is the source of this 2123-nucleotide messenger RNA. It is a transcript of the gene FFAR4, whose product is annotated as free fatty acid receptor 4. Gene Ontology annotation, biological process: G protein-coupled receptor signaling pathway. The record is from RefSeq and is a predicted model, not a curated record. Gene Ontology annotation, molecular function: peptide binding; G protein-coupled receptor activity. Lineage: Eukaryota; Metazoa; Chordata; Mammalia; Artiodactyla; Delphinidae. The coding region runs from base 40 to 1125 and encodes 361 amino acids. Gene Ontology annotation, cellular component: plasma membrane. The transcript has 3 exons.